Messenger RNA from Corylus avellana, 1747 nucleotides. RefSeq lists its product as uncharacterized. NCBI's taxonomy places the organism in Eukaryota, Viridiplantae, Streptophyta, Magnoliopsida, Fagales, Betulaceae. Gene Ontology annotation, biological process: asymmetric cell division. The record is from RefSeq and is a predicted model, not a curated record.
UUUGGUCAGACGAUUUGCGUUAUAGUGUUAUACCCUUUUUCUCCCAAUCUCUCAAUCUUCUUCAACUACACCCUCCAAACCCGAUUUUCAUUAUUUUCUCUGAUUUCAUUUUCGUUGCAGCCAAACAAUCAAAUACGUCUCUGCGUCUUCAAGAAACGAACUUGAGGGUGUGAUAUUUAUAUGUCAGAAGAAAGACAAAACAAUGGAUUCGUGGGUAGCCAAGUAUUGGCACAAAUUGUUUUCUGAGAAUGAACAAGAAGCUCCCGAGGAUUCAAUUCACGGGCAAUUCGAAAAUCUUCCUUUAGAUUCAGAAGAUGUUGCAAAUGCAGCCGGAGAGGGCGGUGCUAGUGGUUUUCAAGAAAAAAGGGAUGACUACUCUGAUGGGUCUGGGCCGUCUGGUGUUUUUUUUGGUAGAGGUGGUAGAAGCAGGCAGCUGUCUCUUCGUGGGUAUUUUGUAAAGCCAUUGUGUUGUUUAGAAAUUUGCACACUGUAUAGGGGGCGUGCUGGAAUGGAAGAGUAUUAUGUGUACAAUUCAGUUCAGUCACAGAUUACAUUGGGGUUGAGGCCGUUGCUGGUGACGGAUGGGAGCUUGAUAAUCACAAGUGCUCGUAAUAGUUUCAAUGAUAACGCGCAAAUAGAGAGUGAAUCAAAGCAAAACAUCGAAACGGCGCUGCCUAGAACAAGGGCAGUACCAUCGGGUGGUGGUGGAGCAUUCCAUUCACAAGGUUCACCCAAUGGAAUGCUGCUUCUCUUUCUUGGAUUCACUUUUGGGAUAAUGUUUACAUCAGUUGCUAAUAAAAGGGAAGUGGGCAAUUUAAAUGACCUAUUGAAUCAGACUAGGAAUUUGGUUCAAGAUUUACGUGAGGAGCUUGAUAUGAAAGAUUUGUAUAUUGUUAAGGAGAUAGGUAAUGAGAAGGAGACAGAUCAUCACAAGGCAGAAGAUUCCGAGGCAAUAAGUAAAAUUGAGGCAGAGCUUGAAGCUGAACUAGAGAGGUUGGAGUGGAACAUGAAGAAAUCUAGCCUGGAGAGAAUAUCCGACUAUGUUGAGCUGGAUCCUGACUUUGUAGUGGAUGUUGUUCAGGGAGAUCUGAGGCCCGACAAGGUCCAGAAGCCAUCUGGCGGUUUAUCUGACUCUAACUGUGAUGUAACUGGAACCUCUACCAAUCACACUUAUACAGCAGACUAUACAGUGUCACCUAGGGAGUUGAGCAUUCGCCUUCAUGAGGUAAUUCACUUGCAGCUUGAAGCACGCAUCAUGGAGCUCGAGAAUGCACUUGAAAACACCCAGAAGAGGUUGCAUUCCAUGGAAUCAGAAAAUAUGACCCCCCAGAAUAACUUGUAUAUGGAUGAUGAAGGCAAUAAUGACAUGGAUAGACCCUUUAUAAAUUUGUCCGGGGAAGCUCUAAAUGCAUUUAAUGAGGCUUAUGAAAGGAUUACCAGUGACUGCACUGGGAAAGAAUUGAUUUCUUUUGGCAAAAAGCCGUUUGGUGAGGGUAUGGUCAAUGGGUCCAUUUCACAAUUUGAUAUCAUUAGUGAGAGAGGGUCAAGCAAUUUAAAUGAUGAUGAGAUAAGGACUACGGAAGGGAAGGCAUCAAGGAGCUGUGAAUCAAAUGAGACAGGCGAGAGUGAAGAUGAUGAUGAGAUGGGGAAGGUUUUGAUCAAGCGAAUUGUGGACAGGACCAGCCAAGGUUCUUCUGUGAUUUUAAAUGCUCAAAGAAUGAUGUAUCAAUGGAUGGAUGACCAAUAA